Molecule: messenger RNA, 411 nt
Organism: Rotaria sp. Silwood2
Lineage: Eukaryota; Metazoa; Rotifera; Eurotatoria; Philodinida; Philodinidae
Source: the annotation of a GenBank genome assembly
AUGCAUAUAGAAACAACUACGACAAUAGCUGAUAAUAAUGAACAUGUAUCAACAUCUUUUUCUGAUUUAUAUAAUCUUUAUGAAAUUAUUGGAAAAGGUCCAUUCAGUGUAGUUCGUCGUUGUGCCAAUAAAAAAGAUGAUAAACAAUAUGCUGUAAAAAUUGUUGAUGUUGAACGAUUUGCAUCAACACCAGGAUUUUCUACUGAUGAUUUACGACGUGAAGCAACUAUUUGUUCAAGUCUUAAACAUCCACAUAUUGUCGAAUUAUAUGAAACAUUUGAAUCAGAAGGAUGCCUUUUUAUGGUUUUUGAAUAUAUGGAUGGUUCUGAUUUAUGUUUUGAAAUUGAAAAACGUGCUCUUGCUGGUUUUGUAUACAGCGAGGCUGUAGCUAGGCAAAUAUCUAUUAAAUAA